CUCCCCCCCGGGGCAGGCGCUGGGCUUCGCGGCAGCACGCAUGCUCAGACUGCGGGGCGGACGACGCUGCGAGCAGGGGCCGGAUGGCGGGCGCGGUUAUUAAAUGCAAGGCUGCUGUUGCCUGGGAGGCAGGUAAACCAUUAUCUAUUGAAGAGGUAGAAGUUGCUCCACCAAAAGCUCAUGAAGUUCGGAUCAAGAUUGUUGCCACUGCUGUUUGUCACACUGAUGCCUACACUCUGAGUGGUGCUGACCCGGAAGGAUGUUUCCCAGUGAUCUUGGGUCAUGAAGGAGCAGGAGUUGUUGAGAGUGUUGGGGAAGGAGUAACUAAAUUAAAACCAGGUGACACAGUCAUCCCUCUCUAUGUCCCACAAUGUGGAGAAUGCAAGUUCUGUUUAAACCCUAAAACCAAUCUCUGCCAGAAGAUAAGAGUUACCCAAGGAAAAGGACUGAUGCCUGAUGGGACCAGCAGAUUCACCUGCAAAGGAAAACCAAUCUAUCAUUUCAUGGGAACUAGCACCUUCUCCCAGUAUACUGUUGUGGCUGAUAUCUCAGUUACUAAAGUAGAUGCUGCAGCUCCUCUGGAUAAAGUUUGCCUGUUAGGCUGUGGCAUUUCAACAGGCUAUGGAGCUGCCAUUAACACUGCCAAGGUGGAACCUGGUUCUACCUGUGCUGUAUUUGGUUUAGGAGGAGUUGGCCUGGCCGUGAUUAUGGGCUGUAAAGUGGCAGGAGCCUCCCGGAUCAUUGGUGUUGAUCUCAACAAAGAUAAAUUUGCAAAGGCCAAAGAGUUUGGAGCCACUGAGUGUAUCAAUCCUAAGGACUUCAGUAAGCCCAUUCAGGAGGUGCUAGUUGAGAUGACGGAUGGUGGUGUGGACUAUUCUUUUGAAUGCAUUGGUAAUGUUGGUGUCAUGAGGGCUGCCUUGGAAGCAUGUCAUAAAGGCUGGGGAGUCAGCGUGAUAGUUGGAGUAGCUGCUGCAGGUCAAGAGAUCUCUACCCGACCAUUCCAGCUAGUGACUGGGCGAACUUGGAAAGGGACUGCCUUUGGAGGUUGGAAGAGUGUGGAGAGCGUACCAAAUCUGGUAGCUGAAUAUAUGGCAAAAAAGAUCAAAGUCGAUGAAUUCAUAACUCACAAUCUGCCUUUUGACAAAAUUAAUGAGGCUUUUGAACUGAUGCACACAGGGAAAAGCAUUCGAACGGUUCUGAAGUUUUGAGGAGUCAGAAGAUGGAUCCUGCCUGUCCUACCUGCCAUAGUCUACUAGUUAAACCUAAGGUUCUUGAAGAGAACUGGGAUCAGAAAGACACAGAUUCCGGUUGGGAUGGGAAAACCACCUGCUUCAUAAUCAUAGUCUCUUAAAUGUUAACUGAUCUCAAAAUAACGGUAAAUGCUAAAUCCAGUUGUAUAAUUAACCCUGGUUCCAGACUUUGUUCCAUGUUAGUAAAGUCUGAAUUUUGACAGUGCCUAAAUCAUAAAAACUACUUAAUAAAAAAGUAUAUUUCUCAGUA
Molecule: messenger RNA, 1500 nt
Organism: Gavialis gangeticus (Gharial)
Lineage: Eukaryota; Metazoa; Chordata; Crocodylia; Gavialidae
Product: alcohol dehydrogenase class-3
Exons: 9
Coding region: 84-1208 (374 amino acids)
Biological process (GO): formaldehyde catabolic process
Cellular component (GO): cytosol
Molecular function (GO): zinc ion binding; S-(hydroxymethyl)glutathione dehydrogenase [NAD(P)+] activity
Source: RefSeq, a predicted model, not a curated record